AUGGCUAUAGGACACGUACGAAACUUAAAUCACUGUAUUUUAAUUGUGUCGGUUUGUGUAUGUUGGAGUGCGGCAGUUGAUAUAACUGUUCUGACAAAUGUAGGAAAUAUAACUGGUUCUGUUGAGGAUGUAAAUGUUGGUCCAAACGUAGUAAAAGUAUCAACUUAUCUUGGUAUACCGUUUGCUGAACCACCCGUCGGCAAUCUCCGGUUUACGAAACCACAACCAAAGAUAUGGAUUCACGGAGGGUCGUUUUCCGUGGGUAGCGGUAGAGCAACAACAAGUAGCAUUCUUGCAGCAUAUGGAGAAGUUAUUGUAGUUUCUGUUAAUUAUCGUCUUGGUGUUUUCGGUUUCUUAACUUCGGGAAACAGUGCCGCGGGUGGGAAUUAUGGACUUUGGGAUCAACAUCUUGCUAUUAAAUGGGUUAAAAAUAAUAUCGAAGGUUUCGGAGGUGAUGCCACAAGAAUUACGAUCUUUGGUGAAUCUGCUGGUUCGGUAUCUGUUAUGCUCCAGGCUCUUUAUCCUGGCAAUGAAAAUAUGUUCCAAAGAGUCAUAGCAGAGAGUGCCUAA
This is a messenger RNA of Patella vulgata (common limpet), 570 nucleotides long. RefSeq names its product bile salt-activated lipase-like. Bases 1 to 570 code for a protein of 189 amino acids. Lineage: Eukaryota; Metazoa; Mollusca; Gastropoda; Patellidae. The record is from RefSeq and is a predicted model, not a curated record. The transcript has 3 exons.